AGAUAAAAAUAAUGAUAUUUACUCGUCAUGUAAACUUAAUUUUAGUCAUGUAAACUUAGUGUUAUGAUGGUUUAUAUGAUAUAUCAUGUAAAUUUGUGUUAUAUGUCAUGUAAAUACUCAGAGUCAUGCUGAAUUACAUGCCAUAUAAUGGAAGUUUACAUGAUAUUUUAUGACUUUUACAUGAUGUGUCAUGUAAACUUCUGUGAUAUCCCACGCUCCAAUCAUGUGCAUCAUAUGUCACAGAAUUUUACACUCUUUUUUCGAUCUGUGUAAGGAAGAACGCUCUAACUCAGUGUUCAACUUUUAAGUUCCGCAUCCUCCCGUGCCCGUCUUGCUCCAUACCAUAUAAAGCUUUCCGUAACCGACCAUAUAAACUUCCCUAAGAGAAGGCGGGUCAAUGAACCCUUCUGGCUGUACCAUACAAAUGUCUUCCACACUAAGAUCUCCUUGUAGGAACGCCGUCACCACAUCUAGCUAAUGCAUCUGGAGGUUCAUCUUAGCAGUCAUUUACCCCAAAUACCGAAUGGCAGUGUACCGAACCACUGAAAAAACGUUACAUUUUAGUCAACGCCUUUGACCUGGAGAAAGCCCUUGAAAUUCAAACGGGAUUCAUACCGUUCCACAGUUCCGUCUAUGUAUGUCUUUACUUUUUAAACACACUUCCUGGGCCAAAUUAGCUACUGGACUCUUCGCGUUGAAUAAUAUGUAGAUGAAGAAGUAGGCCUUGCCAAGUAGGCCUUGAAAAGCUGACAGGCGCCCUUGGAGAAAAGUUUUCACCUCAUUCUACACCAAGCUCUCCUACUGUUCACAUCUUACUAUUAAUAAACUGUUACUUGUUACUGUUCAAGUCGGUGUUAUCUGUUUAGUCCAUCCGCCUCAGUCCUUCCUAUUACAAUAGGUUAUGGGCUCGUCAAAGGAAGGAAUCCCGCAGCUGACCGGGCCGAAUUACGAAAACUGGCGUUUCCGAGUCAAGCUACAUUUGGAUGCAGUGGAAGUUUCCUCGGUGCUAACGGGAGAAGCCCCAGCCCCAGCCUUGGCCCCAGCUGUAGGCGAUGCGACCAGAGCGAAAUGGGAGCAGACGGACAGGAAGGCCAAGUCGGUGCUGGUAGCAUUCGUUGCGGAUGAAAUUCUUGAAGUUGUCCGGGAGAAGGAAACGGCGUCUGAAAUGUGGAAGGCUCUGGAAGAAACCGUUGUGAAGCGGUCUGUUUCAAGCCAAACGUUGCUGAGGAAGCAGUUGGCCCGGUUGCGCAAGAAGGAGGGAACGUCCGUGCGAGUCCAUUUCAACGUGUUCGAUGACCUAGUCCGGCAACUCAAGUCCGCUGGAGCCAAGAUGGAGGAAGGUGAUUUGGUAGCCCAAAUAUUCCUCACUUUACCCGAUAGUUACGAUCCCCUGGUGACGGCACUCGAGAAUCUGGCGGAGAAGGACCUGAAGCUGGAGACAGUCAAGCAGCGGCUGCUGGCUGAAGAAAGCAAGCGGGCAGACCGCCUGGAUGACUCGGGUAAAGAUAUCGGAGCGGCGUUCGUAGGAGGUACUAAGAAGAACUCCUGGAAGAACCCAAAGAAGUUUGCUAGCAAGUGCCAUCGGUGCGGAAAAACCGGGCAUAUGAAGAAAGACUGCCGUGUGAAGAAACCGGAAGGUAAUGCAAACGCUGCUGUUGACAGUAAGGCGGUCGCGUUCAUGGCAAACGGCGACGGUAAGAAGAUCUAAGCUGGGAAGAUCCGGUUUUGCGUUGACUCGGGGUGCAGCGAUCACCUCGUGAACCAUGUGAGUCAUCUGAAGUCCAUGCGAAUGUUGAAGGAUCCAUUCGUUAUCGAUGUGGUCAAGAACGAUAUGACGCUGGUCGGAAAGUAUGCCGGAGAAAUAAAAGGUAUGUCGAACAAAGGAAUUGAAUUCCAUAUUCAGAACGUUGUGCUCCUACCGGAUUUGCGAGAAAACCUACUCUCGGUCAAGAAGCUCUCGCAGGCCGGAGUUGAUGUUUUAUUCACUGGUCGUGGAGGUCCUGAUCGUGCGGAGUUCAGGAAGGACGGAAAUCUGAUUGGAGUGGCGUAUCUUCGUGGCAACCUGUACCAGCUAGAAUUGGACGUUGGAUCGAAGGGUCAAGCCAAUAUCAGCGUGGCCGAAACGAGUAAGUUGUGGCAUCGCCGCUUGGGACAUGCAAGCCAACAAGCCAUGAACACUCUCAUGAAGCACGGAAUGACCAACGGAUUUGUUGAGAAGCUUGAAGGAAUCGGAUUCUGCGAUACGUGUGUGAUGGCAAAGCAAUGUCGGGAACCGUUCGACGGCGUAAGGGAGCGUGGCACUCGUCCCCUGGAGCGAAUUCAUUCCGAUGUGUGUGGCCCUAAGUGUGGCCCCAUAGAUCCGCCAGCCUGGGACGGAUCGCGAUAUUUCGUAUCGUUUAUAGAUGACUGGACACACUUUGCCGUAAUCUACAUGAUCAAGCGCAAGUCAGAGGUAUUUCGUUGUUUCAAGGAAUAUAAAGCUAUGGCCACCACCCAGUGGCAGUCACGAAUCAGCAAGCUCACAGUGGAUCAAUGUUGUGCAUAUUUUUCGACUGAACUACUACUACAAGAAGCGAGGCAUUCAAGUUCAACCUACGGUGGUGUACUCCCCACAGCAAAACGGGGUUGCUGAACGAUUCAAUCGGACUUUGGUUGAGAAAGUCAGAUCCAUGCUAAUAGAUUCGAAGGUUCCGAAGAAUAUGUGGUCAGAAGCGGCCCUGACUGCGACGUAUCUGCUGAAUCGAUGUCCUACGAUAAGAUUGGCAGGAAACGUAACUCCAGCCGAAAGAUGAACUAGUGUGAAACCGGACCUCAGCAAGGUAAAGAUUUUUGGAUGUAAAGCAAUGACGUGGAUCCCGGCUCAGCAGCGGAAGAAGUUGGACCCCAAGAGUCGCCAGACGAUAAUGAUUGGUUAUCGUUAUGCCCCGAAUGGAUACAGGCUUUGCGACAGAGCUGCAAGAAAACUUGUGAUUGCAAGACGCGUCAAAUUCAAUGUAGAAUGUUUUCCGUAUGAUGAGAAACCUGAUGAAGCUAGCCAAGUUCCCUUGGUUAUCCCUGUCCUGUGUCAGCCAGAGGGGGAAGCGUGAGAUCCAAUUUAAGAAGAUCCUUGUGAAAUAGCUGGCGACAACCCUGGUAACGAAUCCGAUGAUGAAGCUAUUUUCGAAGAGUUUGUAGAGGAAGAAAACCCUGGGGCGCUCUCUUCGCAACAUAGAAGUGCGACUGUCCAGAGUCAACCACUAGGCGCAGCGAACGGGAGCGCAGGCUCCCAGAUCCACCUCAAUGCUACAAUGAGAUCGAGAACCGUGACGACCUGGACCACUGGUAUGGCGGCUAGUGAGAUGUCCUGCUGGAGUGAAACCGUUACAACCAAAGUGGGUAUUCUGCCGUAAAGAAGAUGCUGAUGGAAACCAUGUGAGGCACAAGGCUAGACUAGUCGUAAAAGGAUUCCUCCAGAAGCCCGGGCUCGAUUAUCAUGAAACGUAUGCCCCGGUAGCCAAGCUGACGACGAUGCGAGUGGCUUUAGCUGUUGCGUUGCAGAGAGGACUAAUCGUACACCAGAUGGAUGUGAAGACGGCUUUUCUGCACGGCGAUCUUCAAGAGGACAUUUAUAUGGCAGUACCUGACGGUGUCAAAGCGGAUCCUGGAACAGUGUGCAAGCUACAGAAGUCGCUAUACGGGUUGAAGCAGGCUCCCAAGUGCUGGAACGAGAAGCUGAACCAAAUCCUGUUGAACGUGCUGUUGAAGCUCGGAUUCAAAAGAUCACAGCAUGACUAAUGCUUGUAUACCCGCGUCGACAAGAGGGGGAAUGAUGAUGUCUACAUAGUGAUAUACGUCGACGAUUUGCUGAUCAUGAGAGCACGAAUCAAAACGAUUGAAGCUGUGAAGAAAAAGUUGUCCCAGUUUUUCAAGAUGACGGAUUGCGACAUGGUCCAACACUUCCUUGGAAUGAAAAUCGUCUAUGACCAGGAGUCGGGCAAGAUGAACUUUUCGCAAGAAGCAAGUAUAGACAAGGUUCUGAAGAAGUUUCAAAUGCAAGAUUGCAAUCCAACAAGAACGCCGAUGGAGAAAGGGCUUCAGCUUGUCCGCAGUAAAGGAGAAGCCAUAGAAGAGCCGUACCGGGAAGUCUUAGGCAGUUUAAUGUACAUUAUGAUGUCAACUCGGCCGGACAUUUGUUUCUCUCUUGGAUAUUUGGGACGAUACCAGCAGCACCCUGAGCAAACCCACUGGACGGCGUUGAAGCGAGUGGUGCGGUACAUGAAAGGCACCAAGGGAACGUUUUUGAAGUACCAACGGAACAAGGAUACCGAGCCAUUGGUUGGAUUUGCCGAUGCGGACUAGGCUACUGAUACCUCGGAUCGAAAGUCGGUGAGUGGAUUCUUGUUUCAAGUCUACGGGAACACGGUAUCGUGGUCAAGCAAGAAGCAGACGUCAGUGGUUACCUCAUCCAGUGAAGCUGAAUACAUAGCCUUGAGCGCGGGCGUAGCAGAUGCGAUUGGCUAUCCGGACUCUUGGCGUGAAGAUUGCGAAACCUAUGACGAUCUAUGAGGACAACCGUGGCUGCAUCGGGAUGGCCCAAAAUCUGGAUUGCAAACGGGUCAAACAUAUCGAUAACAAGCAUCACUUUAUCCGUGACCACAUCGCAUCUGGACGCAUAUUGGUGGAACCCAUUCGAACCGAUGAUCAGUUGGCAGACUUGCCAAUGACGUCAUCCCACGCUCCUUUUAGGGUUUUCGCCUUUUGUUUCAGCCCGUAAAUACUCCGGUCGAUGGCGCAGGUAGUUGCCAGAGUUUGUUCUGACAUUUUGCUUGGUUAAGGAUCUCUUGCAUUACGCGUCUUCACGGCAUGAAAGGUUUGUUCCUUUAUGAUGACAGUCUUGGUGGAAAAGCCAAAGAGUUGUAUUUUUCGGAUCCACGAAGUGCUUCCCCUAUCUGCAACGAAAUGAUGCCUCUGUUACGAACGCGAAGCGUGAAGUACAUUUGAAUCCACACAAUUCGGUACGAAUUCCUUUCCAACCAUUUCCUACAACUAACCAAGCGAGCCGCAUCAUAAAACCCCAAUUAAAUUCGAACAAUCAUGACCUACCACAAUAUAAUAGGGCCCGCGAUUAUAAACGUAGAGCAGAGCGGCAAUGUUUAUCAGCAUAACGAAGCAAAAGCUAUGCGGCUGAGGGACUCGACUGACUUUGAGCAGCAUGAUAAAAUAAACAAUCUGAAGCGACACCCGAUGGAAACCAUACCAAUAGCCUAGCAGAUCGGUAGCAUUCUAAAUGUAAUCAAAAUUAAUCAUUGAACUUGAUCUUGAAAAUUAGGCCAGCUGAGCAUCGGGAUCGUGCAAAAUAUGAAUGGUAGAUCUAAUUCUGUACAAAUACAAUCAAAUCAUGUAGCUAGAGAGAUUGCUCAAAUUCAGGAAAAUUCUCUCUUCGGAGAAGAAAAUAUUUCUCCUGUGAAAACACGAAAAACCAUGUACCCGCGAAAGAUCAUUCUAGAAAUCUGGCCGCUCAUAUAUUCAUGUUAAAACACGUACUGAAAGUGUAAAUGUGUAGAUCGUAACGAGAGCCGCUAUUUCAUCAUCCUUUCAGGAAAGAUCAUGUGUAAUUUUUGGUAGGUCCUGCGGCUAUAAAAGAGGAAGCUCAAUAAAGACGUCAGUCAGUUUUGUUUUUGGACUCCACACUGGAUACCUCCCGGAUAAGUAUUUUGCUACUCAAAUUCCUUUGAUCCUGAACUUGCACUUGCGAAGCUUAAAUUAUUCUGAUCACUUGAUUGGAUAAUUCAAUCCUUCUAAAGUGUUGAUAUUUAGAAUCGUGGAAGUCUAAGUCAUUGGAUCGGUCAAACUUUUUCUCACUCUGGUAAGCCAAGGUUCCGAAUGCGAGUAACGUUGGCAUGAGUCUAGAAAGGCCUAAGUGCUCUACACACGAUUUUAGACGAGUCCCAAAUCAUUGAAUCUAUCGAACUUUUUCUCACUCUGGUAAGCCAAGGUUCCGAAUGCGAGAAACGUUGGCAUGAGUCUAGAAAAGGCCAGUUCGAUUUAGAUUCAAGUGUGAAGGCAUUUAUUUCUCACUCUGGUACGCCAAGGUUCCGAAUGCGAGUAACGUUGGCAUGAGUCUAGAAAGGCCUAAAUCCUAUCACACACGAUUUGGACGUUCGAUUUUAACUAUUCUCCUUCUUGAAUCUCCUACCCUGAGUGAGUAGUAUCGGUGUUCGAAAGUAACGCGUUCCGUCUAGUCUGUUGGUUGGCACGCACGGACUGUAAUACCGUAUCCCUUCGCAACGGUACCGUGAAACGAUUGUGGGUUUCGUCAUCCUGAUCAUCGUCGAUUCAUCAUCGCGAUAGCUGUGGACAAGAGUGCUGCUGGAUUCAGUAAGUAUUUGGUCUAGUCCCACCGCAAGAGGAACACCACACCCCGAUCGUGCUGCCAAUUGGAAGAUUGCGCCCCGGUGCCAACGCCAACAAUUUUGGUGGCUCCAGAGAGGAGGAGCUACUGCCACCAACAUUUUGGUGGCCUGCCUGAGAGGAAGGAAAAUCGAACUCCAGGAGCGCGCUGAACAGUGGAAAUCGACACCGAGUCUAGUGUGAAACAGUGAAGAAUAUUGAACACUGAAUAUCAUCAAACCGUCGUGAACCUUGUCGUGAACAGUGACAAGUACUGAAGAAAAAGAGUACUUAUGGAUUAUGUUUGCUGAAAAAUAGUGCCGGAAAGUGAAUUUGAAUCCACAAUAAAAUUGUGGAAGACUGUCAACGUUAAGCAUAGUGAAUUAACUGAUUGCAAAGUGGGUAGAAGUCAAUGCCAACGAAUAGUGUUUUUUCGAGUUGUAACGUGGUUUACUGUCGCCAAGAGUGCAGUCUGAGUGUUGUGCAUAGUCACAAGUUAUACGGUUACAAUUCUAUAGGAUCCGAACUGUGAACUGACAUUCACAAACUGGUCUAGUCGUGCCAUAGUGACUAGCGCCCUUUUCGGGAAGGCAAAUUAAAGUGAACUGAAUAAUCACUGAAAACGAAUAAUCAAGAAUAGUGUUUUUUCGAGUUGUAACGUGGUUUACUGUCGCCAAGAGUGCAGUCUGAGUGUUAUGCAUAGUCACAAAUUAUACGGUUACAAUUCUAUCGGAUCCAAACUGUGAACUGACAUUCACGGAUAGUGGCAAAUAAGCCUAUACAGGCAAGGAAACUCGCGGUACAAGUGACACAAGUGUGCAAGGAACAAGGAGAACCCAAUUCACGAUAACCAAGUGAAAAGGAAUACGAAUACCCAGCAAUCCAGAACAAAGAAGAAAAAUAAAUCACGAUUGUUUUUAUGUGACUGACCUGAAAAGGUCUAGUUGGUCUAGUCGUGCCACAGUGACUAGCGCCCUUUUUUUGGGAAGGCAUCAUUGAACUCAACGAUAUCGUGAAGAAUAUAAGUGAACAGACAUUCACAAAUCGGUCUAGUCGUGCCAUAGUGACUAGCGCCCUUUUUGGGAAGGCAAUUAGAAGUGAACUGACAUUCACAAGUAGAAAUUUGGUCUAGUCGUGCCAUAGUGACUAGCUCCCUUCGGGAAAGGCAACAUUGAACUCAACGAUAUCCUGAAGAAUAUAAGUGAAUUUACAUUCACAGAUUGGUCUAGUCGUGCCAUAGUGACUAGCGCCCUUUUAGGGAAGGCAAUAUUGAACUGAACAGUCGUGAAAAAUUAGUGAAAGUGAACUGACAUUCACAAGGUUUUGGUGGUACGAGAUACAGCACUGUGCAGACAGUCUUGGACGGCGACUUUUAUGCAACGAGGUUUGAGUGAACUCAAGGAAAUCCCGAAGCUAACCUGGGAAUCAGCAAACAUGUCUACAAGGUUCAUAUUGAACAAGAACGGACAUUGCCGUCUUUGUAAUGAGGAUGAUACAGUGUGUGAUAUGGUAUGUUGCGAUGAGUGUGACCGCUGGUUUCACUUAACGUGUGCAAAGCUGGAUCAUAAACCGACUAAACAAGAAAAGUUUUUAUGCGUAAAAUGCACACAAUUGGAAAUUGAACGCAAUGACCUGCUCGACAAGCUACAAAAACAAAAUCUGUCAGAGCAUAUAAAUCAAUCGAUAAGUAAUGCGUUAGCAAGAAACAAUGAUGCAACACCAUAUUUCAAAAGACAAGGCCUAAUUAAACUUCCAGCCUUCAAUGGAGCUCCACGUGAUUGGCCAAAAUUUAAAAAUAUUUAUGAUGAUACUACAAUAGAAGGAGCAUUCACUAAUUUGGAGAAUUUAAACCGGUUGGAACAAGCGUUGAGUGGAUCUGCAGCAAAAUGCGUUGCAAAUUUGAUGAUAAGCGCAGCGAAUGUCCCGCAAAUCAUUAAACGACUUGAAGAAACUUUCGGAAGACCUGAAACUGUUUAUAAGCAGCUGUUAAGCGACUUGAUGAAAGUACUUCACCAAAUACGAGUAAACCCUGUUGAGUUAUCGGACGCUCUGGACAAUCUUGUAACAAACAUGGAAUCGUUGAAGAAAAUAGACUUUUUACGUGACCAUCGCCUAAUUGAAGAUAUCACGAAAAAGUUACCAUUUAAUUUGCAAAUUAGUUGGACAGAAGUGGUGCAGCCACACUGAUUGAUCUGAGCAAGUGGUUGAAACCACAUGCAUCGACACUUCGAUUAUUGUUACCCACAUCUGGAACAUCUAGAAAUGUAAUGCCAGCGACACAUCCUGCAAAAUCUAGAAUACAUGUUCACACUAAAUCCAACGAUUUGUGCAACAUUUGCAAUUUAAAUCAUAAAACUCAGCAAUGCAACAAAUUAAAAGCUGCAAACGUUAAUCAACGUAAGGAAAUAUUAUCGCAAAACCAACUCUGUUUCUCUUGUCUUGGAAAAGGCCAUUACUUAAGGUUUUGCCCCAAAAAGACGGAAUGUAAAUUGAAUGGAUGUAAAAGCAAGCAUCAUCGAUUAUUACAUCAACCUAAGCAACAACAAUACAAAUCGGAGAGGAAUAAUCAUCAUGGAUAUAAAAAGGAUGUGUACUUUCAAAUAAUACCUGUAAAACUGAGCAACAAGGACAAAGUCAUCAAUACAUUUGCAUUUCUGGAUCCGGGAUCAUCACUUAGCUUGAUCGACGAAGCCAUCGCAGAUCAGUUGGGGCUUGAUGGAAAAUCUGAUCCAUUAUGCCUCACUUGGACGCAAAAUUUAUCAAAAGAAACUCCGAGUAAACGAGUUAACAUCCAAAUACAAGGGAAAGGCAAGCAGUACGUCAUGAAAGGUGUUAGAACAAUUCCGGAUUUACAAUUGCCAAAGCAAUCACUGAAGAUCAAGCACAUCAAAAAACGUUUCGAGUAUUUGGCAGACUUGGAUAUCGACGGAUAUCAUGAUGCAAAACCAACUAUAUUAAUUGGGCUGGAGCAUCCCCACCUCCUGAUGACAACUGACAGAAGACACGCUGAUGAAAACUCUCCUAUGGCAGUAAGAACCAAACUCGGUUGGCUGAUUUUUGGUAAGAUCUGUAGGGAAGAUGAUUAUUUUUCAAUGUCAAUUAAAGAAGAAAAGGAAGCAGAAAAUCUCUCCAAAAUGUUAGAAGAUUUUUGUUCGUUAGAAAAUUUUGGAGUUAAAAUCAUUGAGGAGCUCCCUAAAUCAAAAGAUGACGAAAGGACAGAGAAAAUUCUUAAUCAAACUCUCAAUUAUAAGGAUGGACAUUAUGAACUAGGUCUUUUGUGGAAGAAUGAUAAAUCUAGUUUUCCUCCAAGCUAUAACAAUGCCCUGAACAGACUAAAAUCACUAGAAAGGUCUCUAAUGAAGAACCCAGAAUUAAAAGAUUGGGCAAAUGAAAAAUUUAGAGAUUUCUUGGAGAAAGGUUACGCUAGACAGCUUUCACCUGCAGAGCUGAUGAGUGAGAAUCCCAGAAUAUUUUAUUUGCCUCAUUUCAUUGUCAUUAACAAGAAUAAGGUUCCGCCAAAGCCACGAGUUGUAUUCGAUGCAGCGGCAGAAGUCCAAGGAAUAUCAUUUAAUUCCGAACUAAUGACUGGUCCUGAUAAUUUGAUGGGACUUUUUGGAGUUCUCUUGAGAUUUAGAGAACACAGUAUUGCAGUAUCUGGAGAUAUUAUGGAAAUGUUUCAGCAAAUUAAAAUUAUAAAGGAAGAUCAGUAUGCUCAACGAUAUCUCUGGCGUAAUUGUAACCCAGAUGCACAACCGAAUAUUUAUGUCAUGGAAUCCAUGAUAUUUGGCUCAACUUGUUCACCCGCUUGUGCCCAAGCAGUAAAAAAUUAUAAUGCUAAAUUAUUUGAAAAUCAAUUUCCAGUUGCAUCUACUGCAAUUGUCAACCAACAUUAUGUGGAUGAUUAUCUAGACAGUUUUUCAAGCAUGGAAGAAGCAAUUAAAACGGUUAAUGAAAUAAUAAAAAUUCAUCAGUAUGGUGGAUUCUUUAUAAGAAAUUUUAUUUCAAAUAAAAAUAAAUUGAUUAAUCACAUUCCAAAAGAAAGAGUUCAGAUAGUAGAAACGAAACAAUUUGAACAUAAAGAUUCAAUUACCGAAAAGGUACUCGGAGUGUUUUGGAAUAUUAAAAGAGACUCUUUGCAAUAUCGAGUCAAAUUUGAUAAACUGGGUGAAAACAUAUUAAGAAAAGAUCAAAUGCCAACAAAACGCGAAGUGCUUUCGUUUGUAAUGAGCAUCUAUGAUCCACUAGGGCUCAUAUCAAAUUUUAUUAUUCAUGGAAAAAUUUUACUUCAGAGAUUACAUAAAGAAACUUCUGACUGGGAUACUCCUAUCUCUGAGAGAGCAUUUAAUCAGUGGAAAUUGUGGCUACAAAUGAUGAAUCAAGUUUCGAAAAUUGAAAUUCCCAGGUGUGUUACACACCCAUCAGCAGAGUAUUACGAAUUACACACAUUCGUUGAUGCUUCAGAAGAUGCAUUUGCAGCCGUAGUUUAUUUGAGAAAUAAAACUAAUAAUGGAGCAAUGGUUACGUUGAUAGCAGCAAAAUCUCGAGUUGCUCCAUUAAAGAAAAUUUCAAUACCUCGUCUAGAACUACAAGGUGCCGUACUUGGUACUCGUUUAAUGAACACAGUUAAAAAAGAGUUGCGCUUGAAUAUAUCAAGAAUCAUAAUGUGGACAGAUAGUCAAACUGUACUAGCGUGGAUCAAUAGUGAGCAUAGAAAAUAUAAACAGUUUGUAGCUUAUCGCGUUGCUGAAAUUUUAGAAACAACAUACAUGGAUCAAUGGCGAUAUGUUCCCUCAAAUCAAAAUCCUGCUGAUGAAGGAACCAAGAUUGUUAAGAAAAACCCAAAGUGGUUUUCUGGUCCAUCAUUUCUGAGUGAUAAUGAAAGAAAUUGGCCAUCCAGAAAUAAAAUUGGACAAACAGUUGAAGAAAUCAGAAAUUAUGUUUCUUUGCACAAUAAGUUAGAGAAAUAUUCUUUCAUCAAAGACGAUCAUUUUUCUGACUUUUGGAAAUUGAAAAGACAUGUUAACAUAUUCAAACAAUUCGUUAAAUGGAUUGUCAAUAAAGGAAAACCAUUGCAUAAACUCUGCUAUGAGGAUAUGGUUGAAGCAGAAAAUAUUUUAUUUAAAAAGGCUCAGUGGGAAUGUUUUAACGAUGAAGUCGUGUCUCUUACAAAUAGUAAUGGAAUAGAUAAAUCAAGUAGACUUCGUGAGCUCAAUCCAUUUUUGGAUCAAAAUGGAGUUCUUAGAGCUAAGGGUCGUUUGGAAAAGGCAGUAUGUCUGUCUAGAAACGCUAGAACUCCAAUCAUACUCCCAUAUGAACAUUAUAUAUCUUUUCUGGUAGUCAAAACGUAUCACGAAAAAUAUUUCCACUAUAACGACAAUGCAGUUAUUGCUGCCAUCCAACAAAAAUAUUGGAUCCUCAAGUGUAGAUCAUUAUUGAAAAAAGUUAAGAAGUAUUGUCAGAAAUGCAUACUUAAUAAAGCAAAACCAUCUCCUCCCAUGAUGUCCACCUUACCGGACUUCAGGACUCAACCAUUCAUUUAUCCUUUUACAAACACAGGAGUGGAUUAUUUUGGUCCACUGGAAGUAAUGAUUCGAAGAUCAGUUGAAAAAAGAUGGGGUGUAAUAUUUACAUGCAUGUCUAGCAGAGCAGUCCAUAUUGAACUUGCAGAGAAACUUGAUACUGAUUCAUUUUUUGUUUGUCUCCGUAAUUUUCAAAAUCGCAGAGGCAAGAUUAAACACCUUUUUAGUGACAACGGAACAAACUUUGUUGGAGCAGCUAGAAUUAUUAAAACGUUAAUUGACGAAAUCAAUGAAAAAAUGGAUAAUGGGGAAGCUGCAAAAUUGGAUUUAAAAUGGACAUUCAAUCCUCCAGCUGCCCCACAUUUUGGAGGUGCAUGGGAAAGGUUAAUCAGAAUUAUCAAGCAAUCCCUCAAUGUUAUGCUGCAAGCUAACAAUGGUAAGAUACCAAAAGUGGAGGAAUUAAGAGCUGCCUUGAUUCAAGCUGAAUUUAUUUUAAAUUCGCGUCCCCUAACCCACAUACCAGUCGAUAAUAUUGAAGAUGAAGUUUUGACACCAUUUCAUAUUUUAAUAGGAAGAGCAGGAGAGUAUGUCCCUCCUUACGAUACGCUUGAUUGGAGUUUGAAUCAGAAGCAAUGCUCAAGUGUAAUGGAAUAUGGGAAAUAUUUUUGGAACCGUUUCAAAAAGGAAUAUAUUCCUACAUUAAUUAAAAGAAACAAGUGGAAUAAUAAAGUCGAUCCUAUAAAAAUUGACGACCUUGUGUUGAUUGUCGAUGAAAAAAUGCCACCUGGAUCUUGGUUAAAAGGUAGAGUUAUUCAAGUUAAUACUGCUGACGAUGGUCAGGUUAGAUCAGCAUUGAUACAAACGAAAAAGGGAGUUUAUUCUCGUCCAACUACAAAAAUCGCUGUAGUGGACGUGAAUGGGAUGAACAUAGAACCGAUUAAUGAAAAAUCAACCAACUCCAAUUUAAGAACAAAAGAAACAAAGAAAAACAAUAGUGUUUUAUUAAUUUCAUGUGAAGAAAACAAAGAAGACAAUCAAAGCACUAUGAAAAAGAACAACGCAAUGCUGGGAAAACGUAAAGGAAAUCAGAAUAUGAAGCACUUGGCAAAAAGAGCUAAAAGCGAUAUGGACAACAAACAUGAAACAAGAGAAAAGUUGCAUACCAAAUCAGAAAUCAAGCAAAGAGCUUGGUUAUCAUUGGUUGUAAUAUUGUCUUUUAUUGCAUUAAUAGCUGGAUUUGAAUCUAAAGGCUUAAUUGCUUAUGAUUGUGCCAAUCCCGAGGUGAAUAUGACAAGCUAUUCUCUUCUUGAUGUCGAAUCAUGCGUUCCACAUAUGAAUAAUUUAUCUUCAUCUCAAGUAUCAAUUCAAGUAUUACAACGAAAUGUCAGAACAACAACAAGGGUAUUUCAAUGUAAAGUUAUAAUUAAAAGAUCUAUUAAACAUUGUGGAGCAUUCUCACAUGUAUCGGAAUAUCAAUAUGGAUACUCUUAUAUAGUGAAAGAAUUUAACUCAGAAGAAUGCAGAAAGGUGCACGCAUUGGGGACCGUUGCACUUACACAUGACAGAUUGAUACAUGAAUUGAAAUUAAAUACCACAACUCAUGGAGAGACACUUAUUAUAGGAAGUUUAUCAGGAAGUAAGUGUUACGGUGGGACUUAUAGUACACCCUUCUAUACAUGGACAAAUGCAUUGGUAUUUUAUGAGUACGAAAUUUCUUUGUUUGACUACAUAGCUCAUGUAGACAUAGAAAAUGACCAAAUUUCAUUGAGGAAGGGUCUGUAUUGUCCCUAUUCACUCGGACGUUGUUUGGACUCUGAAGAAGGAUAUUUAACAUGGGACAUGAAUUUGAAUAAGUCAUGUGAGGAUACUGAAUUCGAAGUUAUCUAUGAAGGGUUGGUUAACAAAACAAUGAAUUCAGAACCAGCAGUUCAUCUUUCUACAGCAGUAAUAUACAGCACCAUUUCCGAGUCACAAAUAUUUUCAAUAAAAACCCGGAAGUUAACGAGGAUUUGUGGGUACUCAGGAUUUACAACUGAUCAUCCUCGUAUUCUCAUUAUUGAAAACAGUAAUUUUAAAUCACCGUUCUCUAAAAAGGUAGAGUCAGGAAAAAAUUUAGACCUAUUCACAUAUUUCAACUCGAAAAUAACUAUAGUGGAACACUACAUUGGACAAAAUUUGAAUGAUAUUUACAACAUGGUAAUGACUGAAAUGUGUAAGUUGGACCGAACUAUAAUGGAAACCAAACUAACCCUCGCACGAUUGAAUCCGAACGAAUUCGUUUCAAGUAUUAUGAAAGGAAACGGCUAUACGGCAGUCGUGGCAGGAGAAGUUCUUCAUGUUUUGGAAUGUAAGCCAGUGUAUGUUUCUCCCAAAGCGUCAGAAAGAUGUUAUCAAGAGUUACCAGUGAACUAUAAUAAUAUAACCAUGUAUUUGGCCCCAGUAACACGUAUAUUACAAACAAGAGGCACAGAAAUAGAUUGUACUCCCCUGUUGCCUGUUAAGUUUAAAUUUGGGUCUCGGUGGUACACAACUGAUGGGAGAUUGAGAGAAAGCACAAGCCCAAACAAAUUAUCAACUAACAUUGUCACAAGCUGGAACUAUACACCGCUACCAAACUUGAUGGAAAGUGGAGUAUAUGAUUCUGAUAAUUUGGUUAAAAUGAGAAACAUGAUAUAUGAGCAAGGGGAAAAACGUGCGGCCUCCGCAGUUGUGUACAAAAUAAUGGCUGGACAGCAUCCAAACAGACAAGGAUUUCAAUUUGAAGCUAUGAUUUCCGAAAAGGUAUUGGAUAAUGUAUUCAGCAAAUAUUGGAAGAAGUUAAUAUCUUGGACUACUUGGCUGGGCAAUCUAACAUCUACUGCUAUUGGUUUAUACCUAAUAGUGCGUAUUAUUAAAUUCUUCGUCGAUACACUUAUUCAUGGAAGAAUUUUAUAUGACAUAUAUGGAUUUAGUUGGAAGUUAAUUGCAUCAUGCUGGGAUUCACUCACUAGUCUUCUAUCUCACAAGAAAUUUAUGGAAGAAACCAAAAAAUUCACCAAGGAAAACGAUAGAACAAAAGACCUGGAAUCAGUCAAAGAGAAAAGCGACACUAAACUAAAUGAAAAUGUAGAAGAGCCAUACAGAGCCAGUAUGUAUCCAACAAUUAAUAAGAUAUAGUUGUUCAAGAUAAGAAGAUCAAUAAUAGUAAUAAGAAAAAUAAUUACUAUACUUUAUCAUAAUCAACAUUGUAAAGGAAAUGUUUGGAAGAUCACUUCGCUUAUCGAAAGAUACUAGGUAAAUCUCCCCGGUAGAUUUACGAGGGCCGGAAUGUUACGAACGCGAAGCGUGAAGUACAUUUGAAUCCACACAAUUCGGUACGAAUUCCUUUCCAACCAUUUCCUACAACUAACCAAGCGAGCCGCAUCAUAAAACCCCAAUUAAAUUCGAACAAUCAUGACCUACCACAAUAUAAUAGGGCCCGCGAUUAUAAACGUAGAGCAGAGCGGCAAUGUUUAUCAGCAUAACGAAGCAAAAGCUAUGCGGCUGAGGGACUCGACUGACUUUGAGCAGCAUGAUAAAAUAAACAAUCUGAAGCGACACCCGAUGGAAACCAUACCAAUAGCCUAGCAGAUCGGUAGCAUUCUAAAUGUAAUCAAAAUUAAUCAUUGAACUUGAUCUUGAAAAUUAGGCCAGCUGAGCAUCGGGAUCGUGCAAAAUAUGAAUGGUAGAUCUAAUUCUGUACAAAUACAAUCAAAUCAUGUAGCUAGAGAGAUUGCUCAAAUUCAGGAAAAUUCUCUCUUCGGAGAAGAAAAUAUUUCUCCUGUGAAAACACGAAAAA
Messenger RNA from Aedes albopictus (Asian tiger mosquito), 15705 nucleotides. RefSeq lists its product as uncharacterized. Gene Ontology annotation, biological process: DNA integration. The transcript has 2 exons. Lineage: Eukaryota; Metazoa; Arthropoda; Insecta; Diptera; Culicidae. Gene Ontology annotation, molecular function: nucleic acid binding. The record is from RefSeq and is a predicted model, not a curated record. The coding region runs from base 8637 to 15044 and encodes 2135 amino acids.